CGAGUCCAAGUGGAGGAAGCAGGAGCAGAGACGCAUUAUUGCAGUAGCCUACAGAGCCACAACACUUUGCGCGGACGGAACGCGCACAGAGAGAGAGAGAGAAAGAAAAAGAAAGAGGAGGAGGGGGUUAAAGAAAUCAGCUGAAUUUCAUGACUGGACUUUUUCAUUCAUUCUCCUCUUUUAAAAAAAAAAUUCACGCAGUUUUUCCAGCAGCUUCAGACGCUUCUGACUGAGGCAGCCGCGUGUCUGUGAGGACGCAUCAUCACCACCAUCAUCAGCAUCACCAGGAGCAUCGAGCUGCAGGAACCUGAAGUGGAUUUGUGACUUUCCUCCUCCUCCUCCUCCUCCUCCAGCUUCUCCGGCUCACUCGUCCGCACAGUAUUGCGGCACUUGGCCACAGAGAAUCCGCUCUGCUCCACUGCGCCAACAACAACCUCCAUUUUCCUUUUUUCAUCAAAGCCUGGACUUUGUUCGGAACCACUGCCCACAAACCCAGUCUCUUUCGUCCCCUCUGUGAUCUUUCAUCUCUCUUUUUCCUGUCGUGGUGGUACUUCAGACCCUCCCUCCCUCGCUCCCUCUCCUCCCUCCCUCCGCUGCCGUGCGUCACUUCUAACAGCUGCAUAGAAGAUGUCUGCCCCAGAUGCUGCCCCAGCUGGAGCCCCUGGUGCUCCUGGAGCCCCUGGUGCAGAUGGAGGCCCAGCUGGCCCACCUCCAGGCCCACCCAACACCUCCAGCAACCGCAGGCUACAGCAGACUCAGGCCCAAGUCGAGGAGGUGGUGGACAUCAUGCGGGUGAACGUGGACAAGGUUUUGGAAAGGGACCAGAAGCUCUCAGAGCUGGAUGACAGAGCGGAUGCUCUCCAAGCCGGAGCCUCUCAGUUCGAGAGCUGUGCAGCAAAGCUAAAGAACAAGUACUGGUGGAAGAACUGCAAGAUGAUGAUCAUGAUGGGCAUCAUUGGAGUCAUUGUGGUUGGAAUAAUAUUCUUAUACUUCUUCUACUGAACUCAGCCCAUCCGUUUAGAUGGGUAUGGACUUAAGAAUGAUACAAGAGGGAAGAGGGAAAAGAAGAAUGCAACUCCUCCCCCUUUUAUCUGUCCUCUCCUCCCUCUUUUCACAGUCUUCCAUCAAACCAUCUUGCACUUAAACAUGACUCCAGUGUUUGUAGGUGUCUCUGCUUUCUUUGUCCCCCUUUCCCCUCCCUUGUUUUUGCUUUCUUCCACUGGUUUGACGUGAAGUCACACUCACUCUCUCCUGCCUCUGCACCUCAUGUGCUAUUGAAGGUCGCAGCAGGCAGAGAGAAAGGUGAGGAAGAAAGGGAACGAGGGAGAGAGAGAGAGAGAGAGAGAGAGAGAGAGAGAAUCCCUGUGACGGGAACACGUGGGGCGAAGCCCAAUGAACGGAGCUUUGGGGGCAAAUGUUCAACGUACAGAGGGUGAACGUGUGCAGCGAGAUUGAACCAGUCCUUUCUACACCCGAUACACCAAAGCUUGUUCAUAUUAACGUUUUUGAAAGUCCUGCAUUUGUAAAUUGAUACUGACAAGACAAAACUAACACACUCUGUCUCAUUUCUGCUUAUUAACACAAGGUCAUGUUAGAUUAAGAUUAUGCUCAACUUUGUUGUAAGCGUAAGUAUUUGUGAUCCAAAAACACAGUAGCAUAUAGCUUUUUCCAAGUUUAGCUGAUUAGGGCUUUUAUUAGUGAGUUUCAUUUACUUUCCUGUCUAACAUUUUCUCUUGCGUAGCUUCUUAUUUCUCCAGUGUUUAGUAUAAGUGAAGUAGAUGAAGUGACUGUGUAAGAAUAGUAGUUUUUUCUUUUUCUUU
This is a messenger RNA of Solea solea (common sole), 1820 nucleotides long. RefSeq names its product synaptobrevin-like. The record is from RefSeq and is a predicted model, not a curated record. Gene Ontology annotation, molecular function: SNAP receptor activity; syntaxin binding. Gene Ontology annotation, biological process: SNARE complex assembly; vesicle-mediated transport; vesicle fusion. The transcript has 5 exons. Gene Ontology annotation, cellular component: plasma membrane; SNARE complex. Bases 628 to 1002 code for a protein of 124 amino acids. Lineage: Eukaryota; Metazoa; Chordata; Actinopteri; Pleuronectiformes; Soleidae.